Molecule: messenger RNA, 1321 nt
Organism: Hypoxylon fragiforme
Lineage: Eukaryota; Fungi; Ascomycota; Sordariomycetes; Xylariales; Hypoxylaceae
Product: NAD(P)-binding protein
Exons: 4
Coding region: 224-1213 (329 amino acids)
Source: RefSeq, a predicted model, not a curated record
CGCGUGCAUGGCCACUAUCACCGAAGCUAUCUAGGUCAGCAUGCUGGCGCCAUGUAUUUGUGGAUGUAUUCGUGGUGUUUUGAUAUAUAUAUGAAGAAGAUGAUCGCAAUUAUAUUCGUGAAAAAAAUAAUAAAAACAUACUCUUCAGACUCAAGACUACCUACCUAUUUAUCCAAAUCAGACAAGAAACUUUUUUUUUAAAAAAAAAAAUCAAGAGAAAAAGAUGUCGUCUCCUUACAACGCCAAGACAACCGCCAGUGAAGUCGUGAAAGACCUCGCGGCCGAAAUCAAAGGAAAGGUCAUUUUGACCACUGGGGUAUCUCCUGAUACUCUCGGUGCUUACUUCGUCACGACCAUCGCUCAAGCUGAGCCUAGCAUGUUGAUACUGGCCGGUCGGAGCCCUGCGAAAGUGCAAAAGACAGCCGACGCCAUUACCUCCGCGCACCCAAACGUCAAGGUGCGCGUCCUCCAGCUCGAUCUGGGGUCUUUUUCUGCCGUCCGGGAGGCCGCCGCCACCGUGAAUGGAUGGGAUGACGUCCCGCACAUUGACGUGCUGGUGAACAACGCCGGCAUCAUGGCGGUGGACUAUGGCCUGACCCCUGACGGCUUCGAGAGACAGUUCGGGACGAACCAUCUCGGGCAUUUCCUCUUCACCAACUUGGUCAUGGGCAAAAUCUUGAAGUCGAAGUCUCCGAGAGUGAUCAGUGUUAGCAGCGAGGGCCAUCGGCUGAGCCAGAUUCGCUGGGCCGACUACAACUUUAGCAACGGCGAGACUUACGAUAAAUGGCGGGCAUAUGGCCAGUCCAAGACUGCGAACAUGUUGAUGAUACUUUCCAUUGCGCAGAAACUGGGACCUCGGGUCCAGGCGUACAGCCUGCAUCCCGGAGUCAUCUCCACGCACCUCAAUGAUCACAUUGACUUCGAGGCUGACGUACUAAGCCUUCGAAACACGGACAGACAGGAAGGCAACAAAGAAGGCUGGUACGAUAGUUACAUUUUCAAGACGAUGGAGGAGGGGACGUCCACUCAUGUGUACGCGGCGUUUAGCCCACAGCUUAAAGACCACAACGGAGCCUACUUCGAAGAUACCGGUCUCGCCAAUCCCUGGGUGCACACGGUUCGGCCGUGGGCGACGAGCGCAAUCGAGGCAGAGCGGUUGUGGAAGUUGAGCGAGCAACUUGUCGGUCAAGAGUUCAACUAUGCAUCGGAGUGAAAAAGAAAAUUUGCUUCUGCAGUUCGGAACGAAUUUGUGGUUCCUACUAGAGGGCUUCGGUCUGAAUUUCUUGGGGGCUGCACCGGAAGAUGGUGGCUAGAGGGGAUA